AAAUGGUGCACGGUCAUAGAGGCAAGGAACACGCUACACGUUCGGAGAGCGAGCCGCAGCUCAACCACGUCACGCGACCAGCGCUCCCAGUCUCACUUUUCGAUUUGCGCCUGUCUGCUUACCACCAGCCAUGGCGUUCUUGACCCACGAAGAUAUCAAGAUCUCGUUCAACUUGUUCUGCGUCGUGUACGGCGUCGGUACGCUUGGCAUGCCGGCCAACUACGCUCGCGCCGGCUACUACUGGGCCACCGGUGCGCUUGUGCUCAUGGCGGCUAUCAACCUCUACGCUACUGUCGCGCUUUCCAAGGUCAUGCUGGCCGCGCCCAAGUACGUCAAGACGUACGGUGACAUUGGCGAGUGGGUCUACGGUGGCUUUGGUCGCUUCAUCACGACGCUCUCGCAGCUCCUCGUCUGCUGCUUGGACCCGAUCGCGUUCCUCGUCCUCGGCGGGUCGCUUCUCGAUGUGCUUUUUCCCAACACGUUUACGGCGACCGUCUGGAUCAUUCUCAUGGCGCUCAGCCUUCUCCCGAUUUGCAUGAUGCCGUCGCUCAAGGAGAGCGCGGGCACGGCAACGGCCGGUGCGCUCGGCACGCUCAUCGCCGACGCUGUCGCGCUCUACGUGCUCCUCGACAACAUGUCGGACAUUCCCGACGGCCUCUCGGCGCCGACGCCAGCGAUUACGUUUGACGGCGUCACGUCUGUCUUUGGCAACCUCUCGCUCGGGUACGCGGCCGGCGUCCUUAUCCCGGCCCUUCAGCGCGAACACACGCAGCCCGAGCGCAUGCCGCGCGUCAUCCUCUUCACGCUCGGCGUCUGCACCGCGCUCUUCUUCAUGGUGUCGCUCAUCGGCGACCACAACGUCGGGUGCCAGAUUCCCGGCAACCUCCUCUUCUCGAUCGCGGGCACGAAGCUCGGGUUCACGGCGCCCCGGGGCGCGGUCGUGAUUGCGUUCCUCAUGAUGCAUCUGCACAUCAGUGUCGCGUUUGCGAUCGACCUCUUCCCGACGUUCUACAUCUUUGAGCGCGUCCUCUUUGGCUUCCACAAGCAAAACUUUGCGCUCGAGACGGGCGACGCGCCGGCGUUCGUCGAGAACGAGACGCCCAAGGAGACCGCAGUCGUGUCCAAGGUCGACGCGCCCGUCGCCGUGUACGCGUCGUCGCGCGACUACCUCAAGGCGUGCACGAUGCGCAUUGUCCAGAUCACGAUCAGCACGAUCGUUGCGAUCAUCUGGCAAAACCACUUUUUGGAUUUGCUCGACUUUGUGGGCGCGUCGUCGGCCGCGCUGGGCUGCAUGAUCCUCCCGGUGUGGUUCCACCUCAAGGUCUUCUACAAGGACAUGGGUCUCCUCGAGAAGGGCUGGAGCAUCUUCAUCAUCAUCUUCACCUCGGCGCUCGCGAUCUACGUCUCGAUCAGCACGGGCAAGAAGCUGUUUGCGCCGACGAUCGCGGACCCGACGGUCCUCUUCCCGUACUGCCCGGCCGAGUUCCAGAAGAUGGUGUACCUCAACACGACGUACUACGCCAAGCCGUAAGUAGUGUCGAGACUGAGUUGUAGCGUUGAAAUUUGUCUAGAAAUAUAUAGUGUUUGGCACGAGAUG
This is a messenger RNA of Saprolegnia diclina VS20, 1597 nucleotides long. RefSeq lists its product as hypothetical. Bases 131 to 1531 code for a protein of 466 amino acids. Gene Ontology annotation, biological process: amino acid transmembrane transport. The record is from RefSeq and is a predicted model, not a curated record. The transcript has a single exon. Gene Ontology annotation, cellular component: vacuolar membrane. Gene Ontology annotation, molecular function: amino acid transmembrane transporter activity. NCBI's taxonomy places the organism in Eukaryota, Oomycota, Saprolegniomycetes, Saprolegniales, Saprolegniaceae.